AGACCGGUGGAUGCACGAUUUACUGCAAUUGAAUACUGCUGCAUUGAAUAUCUUCAUCUUACUGUUGUCUACUUGAGCUGUGGCGUAAUUCGCGCAGAUCGGACUAGAUCAACCUCACCAGAUGCUCGAGACGACCUACGACCUCCACCCAGCGACCUAAUCAAUUCAUCUCCCAUCUCCUCCAAACAACUACGACAAACAACGACGAGACAGAAGGCAUGUCGUCCUCAGCCGGUACUCCAUUCUCACACCGCACGCCAGGCACUUCUACAAAGACCUACGGCCGCAAGAGUCGUAUCCCCGCGACACCGAUCGAGCGCGCGUCACCUGUCAAGCGAAAGCCAGAGGGCGACGUGGACACACAAUCCUUACAGUCGGCAGACAAGUCAGAAGAUGCAGCGGCGGCAGAGGCAUUGACCUCGCCCAGAUCUUUGGGCCUCAGCGGGUGGAUUUCAAAGAUUGGAAGUGUGGCUCGAUCCCCGUUUUCUGCCCUUUCGAGACGCAAGUCGAUUGACUCGACCGCCUCGCCUAUACCGUUAAACUGGGGUCCUGCAUUGGCGUCUUCUUCUGCGUCUGAUACCCCAGGCUCCUUGAAACGCAGACGCGCCGACGCUGAAGAAACAACCGACAACAACGACGUCGCCCGCACGAUCAAACGACCGAGGACUCCAAAACAAGUAGUCGCAUCAGUCAGGUCAAACAGUCAACUCAAGAAGACCGACGACCCAUUCGCCUUUGACGACACAAACGAGGUCGAGAUCGACAGUACCGCCAGCGCGCGACGAACUCGGUCUACGCCGCAGAAAGGCGCGCAGGUGAAGAAGCCGCGGCGAGUGGUGAAGGAGACUGUACAGGCCGAUCCGAGCGACGAUGAGGAUACGAUUAGGGUGGCGUACAGGAGCUCUGAUUCUGUGUCUAAAUCCCGUGGAAGAAAAGCAAAGGCAGAAAAGAGCGCUGCGGAACCAAGCGACGAUGAAGAUACGAUAAGGGUAGCAUACAAAAGCCCUGUUACUACGUCCAAGCCCCGUGGAAGAAAAGCACAGACAGAAAAAAGCGCCGCGGAACCAAGCGACGAUGAAGACACAAUAAGGGUAUCAUACAAAAGCCCUGAUGCUACGUCUAAAUCCCGUGGAAGAAAAUCACAGACAGAAAAAAGCGCUACAGAACCAAGCGACGACGAAGACACGAUAAGGGUAGCAUACAAAAGCCAUGAUACUACGCCCAAGUCCCGCGGAAGAAAAGCACAGGCUAAUAAGACUGCGGAACCCAGUCCGUCUGGAAAACAAAAGACGCCUAAAGGGGUCCCUCGCACUGUCGUUGGAAAGAAACGGGGAAGGUCUACGCCGCGGUCUACGACUCCGGAGAUUGUGCCAACUCCGGCUGUCCAAGAGACGAAACGAAGGUCGCCGGUACGAAACAGAGCGCUUUCUUCAAAAUCGACUGCUGCGCCUACAGAACAAUCACAGCAGCAACCUACUUCUACACAGAAAUCAAAAGAGCAACAUGUUUCAGAACCAUUUGAACAAUCUCCCGCCGCAUCCAACCACAGCCCAUCACCAGAACCUCUCCCAAAAUCCCCAGCCAUAAGACGGCCGAUCUCCCCUCCCCCUCUCGAAGACCUCGAGUUCGACACCCCCGAGGAGCCCCCCAAAACACCAACCAUCGCCGGCGGCCGCACGACCGAACCCUCACCGCGACUGACGUCGCGACAGAGCGAGGCUUGGGAUAUGCUCGAUCAGACGUCGGAAAGUAUUCGGAAACGAAGCAGUCCGGUGCGGAAAGGCGUCGACGGCGAGACCGUGAGCGGGUCUGGCAACAAGCUUUUCAGGAUGCUGGCGGCGAAGAAGGACGCGGGGCCGAAGCAGAAGACGUUGAUGACGAGGUCGUUUGAGGAGAUUAAGAAGGAUUCUGAGAGAUCGGACGGGCAGGAGAAGGGUGCAGGUGGCGAUGCGGUCGAGUUGGGCUCGUCAUUGUCGCAAUCUAGUCAGCCGACUUAUGUGAUGGUGCGACCGGGCAAGCGCACGUACGGCUCAUACCGCAGCUAUAUCGACGACUCACCAGCGACGCAGACGCCGAGCGGUUCUCGGCCAGGUACGUUCAGCGAGAUGUCGGAAGCCGAGCUGCUGAGCGUGUCGCUGACGGGCAAGCCUGCGACCGGGACGCACUCUGAUAGCGAGCGAGAGUCAGACGACGAAGCGGAGAACGAGAAUAACGACUCGAUCAGGGUGAAAUCUAUCCACGAACUGCGGGCGUCGGGAACGAACGCAAAGUUCAUGGAUGAUAUGGAGUAUCUGCUAGACGGUCUGCGACCGACCGCUUCUCUUUCCACGCAGAGAAUGACGUACCUUGAGUUAGCACUCAAGUUAACCGACAAUCAAUUCAUGCACAAAUUCAAGGCCGGAGGAUUUCUCACUCGUCUCGCGUCUGCGAUCUCGCAAACCCGAGCGUCGAAGGAUGCGGUCUCGAGCUUUGCGCUCUCGUACGUGCUGUGUAAUUUCUUGGGCGACGAGGGAAUUAUGCGGAGUUUGGUUAGUGAGGCCGGGGUGGUUGAGUUUUUGGUUGAGUUUGUGGGCGAUGGCGAGGAUGUUUUGAAGGUUGCGACGAGGGCGGGGUCUGGGGUUUCAAAAAUUUCGCAGUCGAUGCUGCGAGAACUGCGGACGGAGAUCAUCAAAUCGAUCCCGUCGACAGUCAAACCUUCGAGUAUAUCCCGGCGGCUGAUAGCAUUAACCGGCCUGCUAGAGUUGACGGACUCGUAUUUCCAAUUCGACUUUGUGCGGACAGCGUUUGCCGAGAGCAAAAUGCGCGAUCGGGUUAUAGACGCGCUUGCGGAGUUAGUCAAGCCGAAACAAGGGCUGGAAUUUCACGAUAUCGCGCUCUGUCUGUCAGUCCUAGAGAACUCGGCAGAGUUAGCAGCUAAACAAGACAGUGGCGAGCCAGUGGAAUCCGAGACGCUGACGACGGCGACAGCGCGGCUGCUGGGUCUUCUUCCGAAGCUUGAGGCGACACCGCAGGAAGCGGUUGUGGUCGCGAUUCUCAAGUUUGCGAUUCUGAUGACGAAUAGUGGGAGUACGGCUGUAUGCCUUGCGCUCGGCACGGACGAGACGGUGGCGUAUGCGAACCGGUGCGUCGAGCGGGCGGUCUGUGCUGAGCAGGGCGAUGGAGCGGAGACGGAGGAGUAUGGGUUGGCGGCGAAUGUUGCGGUGUUUUCGAUUGGAUUGCUUGUGAAUCUGUGCGAGAGCAAAGAGUCGCGGGACGUGAUUUCGAAACCGGAGCACUUGCGCAAGCUCGUGUCGCUCUUUGAAAAAACCUCGCCGGCAGAAAACCAGGCAAACUACAUGGACGACAUCAGAGGAUAUCUUGCGCUCGUGCUCGCGCUUGCGCCGCGAGAGAAAGUGAAGGCGGAGGGCGGGGCGGGGUUGUUGAGCGCGGUGGGCAGCGCGCUGGAGGUGUUUAAGGAGAGCACGGCGCAGAUGCAGGAGGAUGUUGGGAUGAGCGCGGGAGCGGGUGCGGGGAGGGGGAUGGUGGCGAAGAUUACGAGUGUGUUGAGUGGGCUUUACGAGUAGUUCAUAGUUGAAUAUAGAGAUCAAUUAUA
Myxozyma melibiosi is the source of this 3592-nucleotide messenger RNA. RefSeq names its product wings apart-like protein regulation of heterochromatin-domain-containing protein. The coding region runs from base 219 to 3563 and encodes 1114 amino acids. Lineage: Eukaryota; Fungi; Ascomycota; Lipomycetes; Lipomycetales; Lipomycetaceae. The record is from RefSeq and is a predicted model, not a curated record. The transcript has 2 exons.